Messenger RNA from Siniperca chuatsi (mandarin fish), 1402 nucleotides. RefSeq lists its product as uncharacterized. The coding region runs from base 174 to 1073 and encodes 299 amino acids. Lineage: Eukaryota; Metazoa; Chordata; Actinopteri; Centrarchiformes; Sinipercidae. The transcript is spliced from 9 exons. The record is from RefSeq and is a predicted model, not a curated record.
GACCAACUUGGAUUUGAACUAGGAGGACAUCGUUUGUCGUUGCAGCCAGCAGAGACAGCAAGGCGAAGCUAACAGCAUGGAAGAAUUGGAUGAUGUCGCAGUGUCGAUUUUAAGGGGAGUCUGGCCAAGAACACUCAAAAUUAUCGGGCAGUUCCUCCUUCAAUGCAUCACCCAUGCGACAGACAUCCACUCCUGUGAACGCAAGUCCUCCAAAGUGCACAACCCCUGAAAAGGUUGUGAAGUUAUCCUUUCCAGAAUAUGUUUUGCACACCGACACAGAACUUGAGCAAGUCCGACAACAGUACUUUGAGUUGGCGAAGACAGGCAAACACCGCAACUGCCAGAUGUCAAAGGAGCUCAGAUGCCGGCUCAUUCGAAACACCAUGACCAGUAUGAUUGCAAUCCUGAGGGCAAAGGGGGAUCGAGAUUCACACAGAUACCCAUCAAAGCCAGAAAUUACUGCAAUGGCAAAGAGAAUAGUACUGUACUACCCCAUGCUGCAGGACCAAGGCCACCAUACAUGGGUCACUGUGUACUCACAGCUAUACAAAAGAUUGCAAAAUGUGAGAUCCCCCCAAAAAAGAACUCCAGAUGGGAGACAUUCAAAGAGCUCUACAAAGAGGCGCUGUCUUGAGCAGCCAACAGACAUAGAUGAAAUGGAUUCAAGUGACUCAACAAUCAUUCUAGAUGGGUCCACAGAAGGAAGUGGCAGCCCAGGCUCAGACCCUAAAGAAAGUGAUUUAGAAGGAAAAAGAAAAUCCCAAAGCCUACCUGAAUAUCCACCCUCUGCCCUGUCCAGUCCUGAUGCUAACAAGUCUGCAGAUGGUGACAGUCCAGACACCAGUCCAGCAACCUUGGCCAAGCACUACAAGGCCCUACAAACUUUGUAUAAAAGAAAAAAUCCAAACCACCAGGAUGUUUCUCAUGUCUUGGAUUUGGAAUUUGUAGCUAGAAGAGCAUUCAUUGACUCAAAUACCAUUCGCGAGGAGGACAGACGUGAAGAUUCUCGAAGCAUAUCCUUGUUUCAAGGUCGUUGUACAUGUGAUGGAGGAGCUUCAACGCAUUUUGGAUAAAGAUAACAACAACUUCAUUGAUGAACUGAGGGAAAGAUGACAUGACUUCUGCCAGAAGGUGCAGUUUUUUGGGGUGUGGAAAAAGGUGCUGAAACCCCCAAUGGGAAUGGACAAAGCUGAACAGGCUCUUGAGAUUCUACGUGUGCUGCCAUCACUGUUCCCCUCCACAUCUGCUCCUCCAAAGAGGGUUCGAGAUGCGAGUGAGGCUCUGGUGCAUGUCCUCGAGGAAACAGAAGACCCCAAUUCCUACUUAAAGAAACGCCCUCUUUCCUGCCCAGUCCUGAUUGUCGGUCCGUCCAACUGCCUCCUAGCGGUAGGAGAUGUGGCAA